AUGCUAGGAGAAGUCCACCCUGCCGAGAAGACCUGGGUCGAACGUCGACAUGAAGACCUCGAGCCUGUGGGGCAGCGCGAACAUACUCGUACUGCAUCAUCAAAUACACACACUUUAAACCCAAUAUCCUUCAAGAAGGCCGAACUUGACUUUUCAAAUCUUGAGCUUUUCUGCCCUAUCAAUACCGACGAAAUUACGACUCGCUGGAUGAACCCUUACAUUCCAGUUCCCGGACAGAAGAUAAAGCAGUAUCCUUCCGGCGUUUCUAGUUUUAUCUCCCAAAUACUGAAGUCUUACGCAGCCGUUGCAGCUCGUGGCCAUGGGACUUUACCGUUCGUCCACUCCGCACAAAUAUCGGAACAAACGGCUAGCUCGCCUUUGAAAACAUGCUUAAGUUUGAUUAAGAUAUGCGAAAACCCUCUACCGGGAAGCGAAGUCACUGCUGUGAUGGUCCUUCAAAGAGAGAUGGAAAACAUCAUGGAAUGUCAUGAGAGCUAUAAUGAGCUUUCGCUACUGGGUGCGUUUCAAGCAUAUCUCAUUUAUUGCCUUGCAUUGUUCUUCAAACUCCAUCAAGGACCACAAAAUCAACUUCGCCCCGCUAUGAUGAACCUACAGACUCUUGCACACCUUUCGUCUAAACAAGGCCUUAUGUGCGUGGCUGAUCAAGAUCACACACGCCCUAGAUGGGAGGAAUGGAUUGUUACCGAGACAAAACGGAGAACAUUAUACGUGAUGUAUCUCUUCGACAGUGUCCUCUCUACCCAGGAAGCUCUUCCUACUUUCCUCGCGACAGAACUACUUGGUCUCCCUUCUUCUGCUAGCAAGCCUCUUUGGCACGCUCGAUCUCGGAGUGAGUGGGAACGAGAAUACAAUAUUCACCUCGCGGAAUGGACAGACAAAAGCCUCACUAUUGAUGAGUUGUGGCCGGUUCCCCCUGAUAUGGAUGCACCUGAUAUUGCAAAAAGAAGCAGAAGAGUGGAUCACUGGUUAGAAGAAAUCGAUGAGUUUGGGACUAUGCUUUACGCUGUAACAUCCUGCACGCACGGCGGGUAA
Penicillium pulvis is the source of this 1053-nucleotide messenger RNA. RefSeq lists its product as uncharacterized. The transcript is spliced from 2 exons. NCBI's taxonomy places the organism in Eukaryota, Fungi, Ascomycota, Eurotiomycetes, Eurotiales, Aspergillaceae. The record is from RefSeq and is a predicted model, not a curated record. Bases 1 to 1053 code for a protein of 350 amino acids.